ACCGAUAUUUCCGAGCUACCAUCUCUAGCUGCACAAGCCAAUUUUUUUAUUUUCCCUGGCAAAAAUUCACGUUUUUAACCGAAAAUUUGACUCACAGCAUCAUGGAAACCUCGAGCUCCAGUCCAGUAAAGCCCAGGAGAAAAGACAAGGACGAAGAUAAGUUCCGGAUCGGGGCUACACUAGCAUUUAUCGUGGUCAUCAUUGGAAUUGGCGUGCCCAUGUGGUGGCGCACCACCACAGUCUACAGAGUCAAUUUGCCCUCGACGGAAAUUUUGAGUCUGAGUAAAAUUCCGAUCAAAACGGCUGUGCAGGUGGCCAUCUACACACAACAGACCAGUCGUGGCCAGUUGCUCAUCGCCGAACUGCAGAACGCCUUCAGCGACAAUGAAAUAUGGUCUGUGGAAUUCAAGCAGCUAUCUCCUACGCCAAUGACCCAGGAAGCACACACGCCAGCUGCUCUGGAGAAGCUGUUGCUGGAGAACCAUGUCCAGAGCGUUGGCGACUUCAUGUUCAUCGAGUGGCCCAAACUGCAGGAGGAGCUGCUACUAACCACCGAAAGAUCGGCACUGAUGCGAAGUGAUACACCUUCCAACAAAAUCGCCCAGCUCCUGCACGCCAAGAUCCUGCAGACGUAUCGCAUAAAUCAAAUUUUAAGUACCGAUGAGCGGAUGGGCGCCAAGUCGGAAGCUCCGCAACCAGCCUACGAUGUGAUUGUCUCUGUCCUGAAUCCGAAACCGAGACUCACCCAUGCCAAGUGGAACAUAGCAAUGGCUGUGAAGACUUACAUUGAGCCCUGGUUGGCUAAGGUGUCCGGUGUUUCCAAUUACACGGUGCGAUCGCAGUGGAAGUACCGGGUGGCCAUCGAGGCUGAUCUCAAGCAGGUGCGCGACCAGAGCAAAUUGGGGCGACACUACGCCCUCCAGGAAACCGCUCUGCCUCAUCUGCUGACAUCGAUUGCCCAGAAUCUAAGCGCCAGCACCACCGACAAGCCGGCCAUCAACCUGGUGGUGUACAUUCCACCGUGCCACAUCGCUCCGCUUCACAUCUACAACAGCAAGGAUCAGCGGCUGACGCGGAACGACGUGGAUGCCUUCAUUUCGCCACCCUGGGGUGGCUUCAUCAUUGCUAAUCCGCCAGAGCAUGUGUGCCUUGCGGCCAUGAGCGAUCAGGAGGCAGUUCCCUACCAUGUCAGCACCACGGACAACAUGCAGGUGAUGCUGGACCAGCUGCACAAGCUGCUCGACAUCAGCAGUGAGCUUCAGAUGGAGGGCGUUAAGGUGGUGGAUAUCGAGCAACUGGAGCCACGUCGCUGGGAGUAUGAAGCAUACCUAAGACGCAGUGCCAUUCGACACAUAUCCACAGCAAGCAGCACGCUCCAGAGCCUCAUCAAACUGUUGGAUCAAAUCAGCUACAUUGUGAUAGACGACGAGGUGGGUGCCGCCAUUACAAAUUCCUAUGCCGACAUCUUGGCUGCCAAGGCUGCUCUUUUGGAGCACCGACUGGCGGACGCUUCGGUGCUGGCCAAGCGUGCGUUCGUGGCCUCGGAGCGCGGAUUCUUUGACGCCAGCCUGCUGGCGCAGUUGUACUUCCCGGACGAGCAGAAGUACGCCAUCUACAUUCCACUCUUCUUGCCCAUCAUGGUGCCUGUACUGAGUUCCUUCAACAUGCUGCGUGGUGUGCUGCAGGCCAGACGGAAGGAGAAGCAGUCGUAAACGAACCAUAACCAAAUAGUAUCAUCCCUCAUUAAAACAAUAUUUUCUUUAU
Drosophila melanogaster (fruit fly) is the source of this 1764-nucleotide messenger RNA. It is a transcript of the gene PIG-S, whose product is annotated as phosphatidylinositol glycan anchor biosynthesis class S. The transcript has 7 exons. Gene Ontology annotation, biological process: GPI anchor biosynthetic process; attachment of GPI anchor to protein. The record is from RefSeq and is marked reviewed. The coding region runs from base 102 to 1712 and encodes 536 amino acids. NCBI's taxonomy places the organism in Eukaryota, Metazoa, Arthropoda, Insecta, Diptera, Drosophilidae. Gene Ontology annotation, cellular component: endoplasmic reticulum membrane; GPI-anchor transamidase complex.